AUGGGUGCAAUGAAUGCCAAGAAAUUUCGCGAAUGGUCUGACAGAUGGAAUGAAGACUUCAGACACUAUUACUAUGUCAAAAGGGCGAACGGUUAUUAUCCGUCAUUGCUUCACUUCACUUCGAAGUACAAGGACAUAUAUGAAGUCAACUUCGACAACUUGAAGGAGACUUUGCACAUUAUACUGCCCAAAGACGAUUACUAUCACAAAGAUGUGAGCGCUCAGAAAGCAAUUAGAAAGCAGCUUGAAAAGGCGAUAACAAAGGAAAUGCCUCGCUACUGGGUGAAGGACGAUGUGAGACAUCGAGAAGUAGAAGAUCGCUUUGCACGAGAGGUGGAAGAGCACUAUCAAGAGGAAAAGACCAAAGUACCGAGAGGAGGGAAAUGA
Fusarium mangiferae is the source of this 387-nucleotide messenger RNA. RefSeq lists its product as uncharacterized. Bases 1 to 387 code for a protein of 128 amino acids. Lineage: Eukaryota; Fungi; Ascomycota; Sordariomycetes; Hypocreales; Nectriaceae. The record is from RefSeq and is a predicted model, not a curated record. The transcript has a single exon.